Molecule: messenger RNA, 1746 nt
Organism: Ylistrum balloti
Lineage: Eukaryota; Metazoa; Mollusca; Bivalvia; Pectinida; Pectinidae
Product: plexin domain-containing protein 2-like
Exons: 14
Coding region: 1-1746 (581 amino acids)
Source: RefSeq, a predicted model, not a curated record
AUGGCGCUGACGAAGUUACUUUCACCUCGUACAGUAGUGUUUUUAGCAAUAUUUCUGUGUAUUCUUGUGGAUUUAGGGUACUCUGAAGAUGUCUCCUACACUGUUGAGGGAGCAUCCCUCGAGCCAGUCAUCGCAAUAGAGAGCCACAAUGUGCAGAAGCGAGCAAUAGUUACGAACGACACAAACAGCGAUGCGGGCAUGAUGACCGAUGUGCCAACCAACAAUCCAGUCCCAAAUUCCACCAAUGCUCCGACAACUGAAGCACCGGCCCCACCAACAACGGCAGCACCUGCUGUGACUACAAACGCUCCCUCUGGUGGUGGCAUCUCAAGUGAAUCACCAACACCGUUAACAACAACCAUAGUUGAUGACCACAAAUACUACCAUUCCCAAAUUUUACCCCCGGAGUAUGUAGAUGACCAUUGGGUUGAGCAAAAGGAUGCUGUCAAACACAAAACAUUGUCUGACAACUACAGAGUUGCUGUGAGUGUACAGAUGAGUUUUAAUUUCCGCUUCUAUGGUCACGAGAUAAAUUCAGUAACCAUAGCAACAGGAGGGUUUCUUUACAUGAGUCCUUUUCUUCAUAAAUGGCUGACGGCUACACAGUACAUAGCACCAUUGAUGGGAAACUUUGACACCACGCUCGGCAACACUUCAGAAAUACUUUACAAAGAUUACAAUGACAUGUUUAUUGUGGAAUGGAGUGACAUAUAUUUACAAGACCAGAACCACACACACCCAUUUGUUUUCCAAACACAGCUGUAUCAAAAUGGCACAAUCAAAUUCAUAUAUAAAAAGCUUCCUCUUGCAAUCAGCGAAAUCAACAGAGCUAGCCAUCCUGUAAAGAUUGGUCUGUCGGAUGCAUAUUACAUUGAUUCUUCUGUCAAUGGCACAGCAAGAAAAAACGGGACAGAACAAAAAUAUUCUGAUUAUUCUGAAGGUAAAAACCGAAGAACUAUUUAUGAGUACCACAGAGUUGAAGUGGACACAUCCUUGGUCAGAGAGGGCACAGUUGUUAUCUUACAUCCGAAGAAAACAUGUAACUUACUGAUGGACUGUGAAACAUGUGUCACGGAUGAGCUCGGGUUUGACUGCAAAUGGUGUGGGGAGGUACAGCGAUGCUCUGAUGGUGUGGACUGGAAUAGACAGACCUGGCGUGACAAGGGAUGUACAACAAAGGGCAAUGAUAAUGUCACAUUGUGUAAUGUCGCUGCCAACACUACACAAGUGCCAGCAGUCGUAACCACGGCCAUGCCAACCACAACACUACCACCCUCUGUGCCGCCAGUUGUUACAACCACCUCUGCUCCAUCUGUGCCACCCACAACAUCUGAGCAAAUGGUUACCACGUCAGUGGGAAUUACCAUUGUGACAUCUCCUCCCAAAGUUAACGGGAUAGUUUGUGACAAAACAAGGGUAAUUGAAUCACUGCUUUUAGGUGUGAACUUCACAGAAAAAAUGUCCAUGUGUUUGUCUUUACCCAAGGAAAAUAAGCGCUACUUUGCUUAUCCUACUUAUUUUUCUCUAGGAAUUGUGAUAGCAGUGAUUGUGAUAUUAUUGAUCCUCAUAGGAAGUAUCGGUGGCUGGGUAUUUUAUGCCUACACCCACCCACAGUCCUCUUCUGGCAUGUGGCUCAUGGAGCACCGUCCAAGCCAGAUGAAACAGAAAAUGGCAAAAAUGAAAUUUUGGAAGAAAACAACAUCUUCAGGAGAAAAAUAUGAAAUACGAUCAGAGGCAGAAGCUUAG